Messenger RNA from Daucus carota subsp. sativus, 2051 nucleotides. Its product is annotated as probable indole-3-pyruvate monooxygenase YUCCA3. Gene Ontology annotation, molecular function: N,N-dimethylaniline monooxygenase activity; NADP binding; flavin adenine dinucleotide binding. The coding region runs from base 285 to 1583 and encodes 432 amino acids. The record is from RefSeq and is a predicted model, not a curated record. Lineage: Eukaryota; Viridiplantae; Streptophyta; Magnoliopsida; Apiales; Apiaceae. Gene Ontology annotation, biological process: auxin biosynthetic process. The transcript is spliced from 3 exons.
UGCGGAAGACCUUCAAAGCAUCAUUUUCGAAUCCAUAUCACAUGGUGUACUCAUGGCUAGUUCCCCUAUUUAAACCUCUCCAUCCCUCUAACCCCCUCCACACAUUUGCUUCAAACAAAAUUAACUACACAUUCCUCUCUUUCUUGUUCUUUAUCUCUAUCGUUCAACAAAGACAAGCUAUUUCUUAAACCUUCUUUUAUGUCUGAUCUUUUAAUGCUAUUUUGACUUCAUUCAAGAAAAACCAGCCUCAAGUUGAUACUCAUAUAUAUAUAAACAAACUCUUGAUGCAUUGUACAAAUCCUCAUAUACCAACAAUGGUUCAUAACCUUGAACAUGAAGAUCACUUCUUUGCUGGUCGCUGCAUAUUGGUGAAUGGACCUGUCAUUGUAGGUGCUGGUCCAUCUGGCCUAGCAGUGGCAGCUGGCCUUAAACAACAAGGAGUCCCGUACGUAAUCCUAGACCGAGCAGACUGCAUUGCCUCCCUAUGGCAAAACAGAACUUAUGACCGCCUAAAACUUCACCUACCUAAACAAUUCUGCCAACUACCUUAUUACCCAUUUCCGGAAACCUUUCCUGAAUAUCCUACAAAACACCAAUUCAUUGAGUAUCUCGAGUCCUAUGCUAAACGCUUUGAGAUUGGCCCGAGGUUCAAUGAGUCUGUGAUGUCUGCCAAAUAUGACAAAACCUGCGGUCUCUGGCGAAUCAAGACCACGAUGCUCAAGUGUCCCGGGAGGGGAGAGAUUGAGUAUAUUUGCAGGUGGCUUGUUGUGGCAACAGGGGAAAAUGCAGAGAAAGUUGUACCAGAAUUUGAAGGCUUAGAAGAGUUUGGUGGCAAUGUCAUGCAUGCUUGUGACUACAGGUCUGGUGGUGUUUAUAAGGGUAAGCGCGUUUUAGUUGUGGGCUGUGGCAAUUCAGGCAUGGAAGUAUCCCUUGAUUUGUGCCACCAUGAUGCAAUUCCUUCAAUGGUUGUUCGAAGCUCAGUUCAUGUUUUGCCAAGAGAGAUUUUUGGAAGAUCAACAUUCGAACUAGCUGUUUCGAUGUUAAAAUGGUUACCAAUAUGGGCUGUCGACAUAAUCUUGCUGGCUAGUGCAAGGUUAUUACUUGGAAAUAUAGAGAAGCAUGGUCUGAAAAGACCAGCAACGGGACCUUUACAGCUAAAGGACAGUACAGGAAAGACCCCAGUCCUGGAUAUCGGUGCAUUACAAAAGAUUAAGUGUGGAGAAAUUAAAAUAGUCCCUGGAAUUAAGAAAUUUUCAAGGGGUAAGGUGGAACUUGUGAAUGGAACAAAGCUUGAGAUAGAUUCUGUUAUUUUGGCAACUGGAUAUUGCAGCAAUGUUCCUUCAUGGCUGAACGAAAAUGAAUUUUUUACUAGAGAAGGUUUUCCAGUAGCCCCCUUUCCGAAUGGAUGGAAAGGAAAACUUGGGCUAUAUGCAGCUGGUUUCACUAGAAAAGGUCUCUCAGGGGCAUCAUUAGAUGCGAUGAGAGUAGCUCAAGACAUUGGCAAACUCUGGAAAGAAGAAACAAAGCAGAAGAAGCAUUCGGUAGCAGUUGCAGGCCUCAAAAGAUAUAAAUCUCAAUUCUGAUACACUGGACCAGGAAUAUAACUGAUCCUGAAGAGUGAGGCAAUAGAAAUUAGGGAAGUAACGAAGUACUGAAUUUAUGUUUAUCUGUUUUGUUUUGUUCUGUUUGUAUUUAAGUGUUGGUAAUUGUAGUCGAUAAAAUGUAACCAGAAAAGGGGAUGUGAAUCUGAGAGCAGCCCUCUUCGGAUAAAUCCUGAGUCUUAGAAUGAUUUAGGGAAUUCUGUACAAAGGAAGACGAGGCUUUCUACUUUUGUGUUUACCUGAUAAUCAUUGUAUAUGCAAUAAUCACAUGUAUUAGGAAAAGAUUCUCUAUUUAUAAAAUUAUGCUUGUGCUUUUAUAUUAAAAUGUAAGAAGCCAAAAGUGUGAUGAUUAGGAGUUCGUAGCUAAUGAUGAGUUAACUUGAUUUUGACAUAGAUUAUUUGGACCUCGAAGAUUCUCAAUCCUAAAAGAUGAAUAUUUCCAACAAUCAU